Messenger RNA from Salarias fasciatus (jewelled blenny), 3867 nucleotides. RefSeq names its product caspase recruitment domain family, member 11 (gene card11). Gene Ontology annotation, molecular function: CARD domain binding. Gene Ontology annotation, biological process: regulation of apoptotic process. The record is from RefSeq and is a predicted model, not a curated record. The transcript has 24 exons. NCBI's taxonomy places the organism in Eukaryota, Metazoa, Chordata, Actinopteri, Blenniiformes, Blenniidae. Bases 168 to 3710 code for a protein of 1180 amino acids. Gene Ontology annotation, cellular component: cytoplasm.
AAUGGAGACGACCUGAGCUUUAAGGAUUUUUUUUUUGUAUGGUGGAUGAACCGGUUUAGAGCUCUUCAAAACAAGAAAGCCACCAAAGCAAACGGCUCACCGCGCCUACAAAGACGAGUUUCCUUCUCCUUCGGCUCUUGACAUCUCCGCAUCUCCGGGCGUGAGCGAUGGAGAACGGGACUUGUGACGACGUGGAGUCACUGUGGGACACGGUGGAGUGCAGGCGCUACGACCUGUGCCGCACCAUCUCUCCGGCCAAGCUGACGCCUUACCUCCGCCAGUGCAAAGUGCUGGACGAGCAGGACGAGGACGAGAUCCUGCACUCCAUGCUGCUGGUCACCAAAACCAACCGCACAAGUCGUCUUCUCGAUAUCCUCCUCACUAAAGGAGAGCGGGGCUAUGUGGCGUUUCUGGAGAGCCUGGAGUUCUACUACCCCGACCUGUACAAGCUGGUCACCGGGAAGGAGCCGACGCGCCGCUUCUCCACCAUCGUGGUGGAGGAAGGUCACGAGGGUCUGACUCAGUUUCUCAUGAAGGAGGUGAUGAAGCUGCAGCAGCAGUUUAAAGCCAAGACCCUGCAGCAGGUCGAGCUCAGCAGGAAGAACUGCACCCUGGAGGACGAGCAGAAGAAGCUCCGGCUGGCCAACCAGGAGCUGCAGGCCUUACAGCAAAGGUACAAUAAGCUGAAAGAGGAGCGAAACACCUACAACGACGAGCUGCUGAGAGUGAAGGACGAGAACUACAAGCUGGCCAUGAGGUACGCCACGCUGAGCGAGGAGAAGAACAUGGCCGUGAUGAGGAGCCGCGACCUGCAGCUGGAGAUCGAUCAGCUGAAGCACAGGCUGAACAAGGUGGAGGAGGAGUGCAAGAUGGAGCGCAGGCAGAGCCUCAAGCUGAAGAACGACAUCGAGAACCGCCCAAAGAGGGAGGAGAUCUUCGAGCUGGAGCGAGAGAACGAGAUGCUGAAGAUCAAGCUGCAGGAGCUGCAGUCCAUAAUACAGCCGGGACCCUUACCCGCGUCAGACAAGGCCAUCCGCGACAUCCUGGAGCACGACAGACAGGAAGCGCUCGAAGACAGGCAGGAUCUGGUCAACCGUCUGUACAACCUGCACGAAGAGCUCCGGCAGGCGGAGGAGCUACGUGACAAGUAUCUGGAGGAAAAGGAGGAUCUGGAGCUGAAGUGCUCCACCCUGCAGAAGGACUGUGAGAUGUAUCGCAACCGCAUGGACACCAUCACCAUCCAGCUGGACGAGGUGGAGAAGGAGCGGGACCAGUCCUUUCGAUCCAGGGACGAGGCGCAGCACCAGUUCUCCCAGAGCCUCAUCGACAAAGACAAGUAUCGCAAACAGAUCCGGGAGCUGGAGGAGAAGACCGACGAGCUCCACAUCGAGAUCGUCCGCAAAGAGGCCAAGCUGGUCACGCUGGAGUCCCGCCUCCGCCGCCUCUCCAAAGACGCCGUCCUGGACCACGUGCAGCUCCGGCACUGCGAGGUGGACACGAGUCUCCCGAAGGACCUGCCCCCGCCGAGCACCUCCCCCGGCGAGGAGUUCAGAGCGCCGCCGGGCCAGUCGGGGUGGUCGAGCGACGAGUCGCCGGAGAAGCUUCUGCCCGAGGAGCCUCGACUGAAACGCAGACCCAACCUGAAAGCAGUAAUCAGGAGCAAACCUCCGAUCACUGUUUUCAAAGAUCCUCAUGUCAACCCAGAGGCCGACCAGGCAGCAGCUUCGCCUUCGGUCAACGAACGGGACUUCCUGGAAAUCAUGCCCAACCUGCCGGGAAACAGCAGCUCUCUUCCUUCGUCGCCCUGCUUCCCCAUUUCCCCGACGUGCGCCCCCUGUUCCACUCGGUCCCUGUGCUCCUCGCCGGCGCCCUGCCCCCUCCUGCCCCCCCUCACCGCCACGGACCUGCCCGGCCGGCCCAACAUGCAGCUGCGUACCUACCGCAACGACAGCAUCCUGUCCACGCACCCCGAACCGCCGGAUAAAGCAUCACUCUACCGCAGAGAGAGGGAGAAGGAGUAUGACUUUCCCCUACGCAGUGUGGUGGACUUUGAUAGUGACAACAUGGAAAUGAUGUCCGAGGAUGAGGUGCAGCGUCCGGACAGCGGCCCUCCCUCGGUGCACUCGUCCUCCUCGUCCCACCAGUCGGAGGGGCUGGACACGUACGACCUGGAGCAGGUCAACAACAUCCUGAGGAAGCUCUCUCUGGAGAGGCCAAUCCGCCCGUCCCUGUCCUCCUUCUCCAGGAGCAGCUCCUCGCUGAAGCCCGUCCAGGAGCUGUCCCUGCUGGGCGACAGCCUGCUGAAGGACGUCACGCUGGUCGGGGGGAAUGACAGCGGCAUCUUCAUUUCGGCCGUCCAGUCGGGCUCCGCCGCAGAGAAGGCGGGGUUACGGGAGGGCCACCACCUCCUGCUGAUUGAGGGAUGCAUACGUGGGGAAAUCCAAAGCAUUUCACUGGACACCAGCACUCAGGAGGAGGCCGUCUGGACCCUGCAGCACUGCUCCGGCACCGUCAGCCUGCACUAUCGGGCCAACUACGAGACUUACCGCCGCCUCCAGAAGGAUCUGGCCGACGGCAAGGUGGCCUCCGGCGACUCCUUCUAUAUCCGCGCCAACCUGAACAUACCGGGGCAGGUGGAGAGCUGCACCUUGCCCGUGCGCUGCGACGAGGUGGUGCACGUGCUGGACACCAGGUUCCAGGGCCGCAGCGAGUGGCUGUGCACGCGCGUGGACCCCUACACCGGCCUGGAUCUGGCCGACCGGGGAACCAUUCCCAGCAACUCCCGAGCUAAACAGCUGCUUCUCGCCAAGAUUCAGAAGUUAGUGUAUCGAGGGGGGAAAGAAGAAAAUGAAAUCCUCCGGAACAGCAAGAAUAAUUUACAGCCGGAGGAAGGCAGCCCCUCGACCGACCCCAAAAGCAGCCCUCGCUUGUCCCGAGCCAGCGUCUUCCUCACUCAGAUACUACAGUUCGUCAGCAGGGUGGACAUCAAGUACAAGCGGAUGAACAGCAAUGAGCGCGUGAGGAUCAUCAACCCGGGCAGCACAACACUACCCAGACAGGGCUUCGAGACGCUCCGACCUGAAGACGCUGCAGACCCAGACAGCGAGCUCAGCAGGAGCUUGAACCUGAUUCCCUACAGUCCCGUCACUCCCCAGCGGACCCAGAGAAGACGGCCCGUCCUGUUCAGCCCCAACGCCCUCGCCAAAAUCAUCAUCCAGAAGAUCCUCAACAUGGGGGCGGCGAUGGACUUUAAUAUCUGCAAACCAGACACGUUGUCCAAAGAGGUGUUUCACCUGAGGCAGAACGUGGAGCCCUUCAUUCACUACAAGGAAAGACAGACCACCUUCGAAUGCAUCACCAGAGAAAACAUCGAGGCCGUCGCCACCAAGGGUAAACACUGCCUGCUGGAGGCCGACCUGACCUGCAUCAAGGACCUCCUGAGGAGGGAGAUUUACCCAAUCAUCAUCUACAUCAAGAUCUGUGAGAAGAAUGUGAAGAAGCUACGGAAGUUGCCUCUGCGCGUGGAGUCGGAGGACGAGUUUGUGAAGCAGUGCCGGGCCAAAGAGAAGGAGCUGGAGGGCGUCCCCUGCCUCUACGCCACCCUGGAGCCCGACUCCUGGACGGGGACGGACGACCUGAUCAGGAUGGUGAAAGACAGGAUCAUGGAGGAGCAGAGGAAGACUGUCUGGGUGGAGCAGGACCUGCUGUAGACACACACACACACACACACACACACACACAUCCACCCAACAGUCUGCACAUGAAAGUAGCCAAACGCAGUAAAACACACCCCAAAAAAAAAACUUUAACCUCUCUACAUUUCUAUUUAUAUAAAAAAAACAAUGUUAUCACUGGAAAGGUUAAAAA